AAAUGAGCUCGUGCUGAGCUCUUAGACAUGGGGUCAACUACAGGAAUCCAGUCUGUCUAAAUACGUAUCGUACGGACAUGCUAACCCCGGCGAAGGAUCGUUCCUUGCGGAGGGUACAAGCUGUACAUCGAUUUGGCAGAGCGGACAGGACAGAUGGAGAUGCGAAGCAUUCAAUAAGGAAGAGUGCAAACCUGGGGGAUGAUAAUUACGGAUUACGCCCAAUUUUUCUCGAGGACGACGGCGGUCGAGAUAGAUGCUGAAACUAUUCAAAAGACGGGGCCCUUAGAGAACCUCGAGUUUACCUGUGUUUCCGAGGAGCCGUCAUGUUUGUUUGUUAGUUUUUAACGUGAUCGAAGCGGAUCACGAGAUGGAAAUUUCCUGGAGAGGGAUGUUUUGCAACAUCUGACACGAGAUUUGGGAGGCAGAGAUGGCCGUCGCUUAUCACCCGAUUUUGGCGCGCUGGUUUCCUGGUGGAGCUAGUUGCCUUAGACGAGGGUUUGCGUGACUGGGUACAAGGGGAAGAGCUAUGUCGCAUUGGUGAGGCUCUAGGCAGGAAUUGAAACUUUUAUAGAUGUGUUGAGAAGGUAUUUACGGUGUCGGGGUUAUGCAGAAGAUGGAGCCGGGAAAUGAUAAGAAUGCGGCAGUUAACGAUGUAGUGCGGUAAAUUCUUCGAAAAAGUCUUUGAAACUUUUGAAUGGGGAAAUCAACGGUACUCUGUGAAGGCUUCACUUACUUUUUUUGAGAUUUUACCGCCCUACAUGAGACAGUUUGAGCAGGAAAAUCAAUUCAGGAAAGGCAGGAAGCCCACGGAGAUGGUUAGAGUAUGGCUCGGAGGCUCUUCCACUGUAGUCAUACUGAGCUUGAUUGAGAAGACAAAUUAGUCUUAAGUGCAGUUGGACGAAGUUGUUCAAUACGGAUUUCCACGAAUUGUCAUGGUGGAGAUUUUGUUGUGUGAUGGAGAUUAGAAGGGUUGUGUGUUACUAGAGUUGCUAGUUUGCAGAUGCGAUCCAAGGAAUUGAACUCUAUGCACCUUCUCCAUUUUUCUGCUGUUCACUCCAUACCAAGCUUUACUUCCCUGAGGCACAACGUUUGAGAUCUGGAGUCCAUGGAGGACCCAGAACUCGAGGCCAAUACAUCGCCAGAAGACCCCAAUACUUUGGGGCCAACAGAUGUUGAGUACGAACAACAUGCUGCUGCGCGGGACGAAACGUAUGCUCCUUCAGAUUUUACACCAGCACCCUCAGCACCAGCACUACCUCCAGCUAGCCCGAAGGCCAAAGCGGAAGGCGAGAACGGUGAGGAUGGUGGAGUUCCAGGUGAUGAUUUGGAAAGUGCUCCAAUGGAAGAAGUGUUUCAAAAACUUAGGUGUACACCGAAAGGACUUACCACCCAGGAAGCCAACAUCAGACUUGAGCUUGUUGGGCCCAACAAGCUGGAAGAACACAAAGAGAGUUUGAUAUUGAAGUUUCUAGGUUUUAUGUGGAACCCUUUGUCCUGGGUUAUGGAGUUAGCAGCCUUGAUGGCUUUGGUUUUGGAUAACGGUGGUGGUUUGCCUCCAGAUUGGCAAGACUUUGUGGGCAUUGUUUGUCUACUGGUUAUAAAUUCAACUGUAAGCUACAUCGAAGAACAGAAUGCGGGUCAAGCAGCAGCAGCUUUGAUGCAGGCUCUUGCUCCGAAAGCUAAAAUCCUAAGAGAUGGAGCUUACAAAGAAGAUGAUGCAACCAUCCUUGUCCCUGGGGACAUCAUCACUGUGAAACUAGGGGAUAUUAUCCCUGCGGACUGUAGGUUGCUUGAGGGUGAUCCACUUUCAGUUGAUCAAUCGGCUUUAACAGGAGAAUCUGUGGCAGUCACGAAAAAAGCCGGAGACGAGGUGUUUUCAGGGUCAGUUUGCAAGCAAGGAGAGCUAGAGGCAGUUGUUAUUGCUACCGGAGUUCACACUUUUUUCGGCAAAGCAGCUCACUUGGUGGAUACCACUCAAAACGUUGGUCACUUUCAGAAGGUCCUUACACAGAUUGGUAAUUUUUGUAUAAUAACUAUCGCAGUUGGAUUAGUUAUUGAGAUGAUUGUAAUAUAUGCCGUUCAAAAGAGGAAGUAUCGUCAAGGGAUUGAAAAUAUGCUCGUCCUUCUUAUUGGAGGUAUCCCUAUAGCCAUGCCGACUGUUUUGUCAGUUACGAUGGCUGUUGGUUCACACGGGCUCGCAAAGCAAGGUGCUAUUGUUAAGCGAAUGACAGCCAUUGAGGAAAUGGCGGGCAUGGACAUACUGUGCUCAGAUAAAACAGGAACUCUCACUUUGAAUCGUCUCACUGUGGACAAAAGUAUCAUCGAAGUUUUGUCAAAGACAGCAGACAAGGAGCUCAUCCUUUUGACAGCCGCCUAUGCAUCUCGUAUAGAGAACCAGGAUGCCAUUGACCUUGCGAUCACAAACAUGUUGGGUGAUCCGAAAGAGGCUCGUGAUGGAAUCGAAGAAGUUCACUUUUUACCUUUCAAUCCUACUGAUAAGCGAACGGCCAUGACUUACACUACCGCAGAUGGAAAAAUGCACAGAGCAACCAAGGGUGCCCCCGAACAAAUUCUUGAACUCGCUGCAAAUAAGAACGAAAUAGAGAAGAAGGUCCAUGAAAUUAUAGAAAGAUUUGCAGACAGGGGCUUGCGAAGUCUUGGCGUUGCAUCCCAGGACGUUCCAGACGGUGUGAAAGAAAGUGAAGGUGGGCCAUGGGAAUUCUUAGGCUUAGUGCCUUUGUUUGACCCUCCCAGACAUGACACCGCCGACACAGUAAAGCGUGCUUUGGAACUUGGGGUGCAUGUCAAAAUGAUUACCGGAGACCAACUUGCUAUAGCUAAAGAAACUGGGAGAAGGCUUGGUAUGGGCACCAAUAUGUAUCCUUCUUCUGUAUUGUUUGGUAAAGGGGGUAAUGAAGCUCCAGAGUCUACGGAGGAUGGUGAACUUGUUGAGCACGCUGAUGGAUUUGCAGGAGUGUUUCCUGAACACAAGUUCAACAUCGUUAAGAAGUUACAGGACAGAAAGCACAUCUGCGGGAUGACGGGAGACGGUGUUAAUGAUGCUCCAGCUCUGAAGAAAGCUGACAUCGGCAUAGCGGUCGCUGAUGCAACAGAUGCGGCUCGCAAUGCUGCAGACAUCGUUUUAACUCAGCCAGGUUUGAGUGUGAUCAUAUCUGCUAUACUUACAUCCAGAUGCAUUUUUCAGCGGAUGAAAAAUUACACCAUAUAUGCUGUAUCUAUCACGAUCCGUAUCGUCUUGGGCUUCAUGUUGAUGGCUCUGAUCUGGAAAUUCGACUUUUCGCCUUUUAUGAUUCUUAUUAUUGCUAUCCUGAACGAUGGUACUAUCAUGACCAUAGCCAAGGAUAUUGUGACACCUUCUUUGACACCUGACUCCUGGAAGCUGAAAGAGCUUUUUAUACAAGGAAGCUGUCUUGGUGGAUAUAUGGCCAUGAUGACGGUUGUAUUCUACUUUCUCAUGCACGAGACUGUGUUUUUUGAGACCCAUUUCAAGGUACGGAGCGUUAAGAAUAGCAGAUAUGAGGAAACCGCUGUGAUUUAUCUGCAAGUCAGUGUUAUCAGUCAGGCACUGAUAUUUGUGUGCCGAUCUAAAUCAUGGUCCUUUCUGGAAAGACCCGGGUUUUUCCUGGUCGUGGCUUUUGCUAUAGCCCAGCUUAUUGCAACUAUUAUUGCAGUUUAUGCAAACUGGCCAUUCGCCAGAAUCAGGGGGUGUGGAUGGGGCUGGGCAGGAAUCACAUGGCUCUACAAUAUUGUUUGGUAUCUUCCAUUGGAUGCGAUCAAGAUCAUUUGUCGCUACCUAUUGACCGGAGAUGCUUGGGGUCUUCUGACGGAGCAAAAAGUAGCUUUCAGCCGUCAGUCGAACUAUGGACAGCAAGCUCGACAGGCACAGUGGGUUGCUUUCUCACGAGCUGAUGGACUCGGUGGUGAUCCUUCGACCGCUCAUAGACAAAGCCUUGCCAAACCCAGAAGCUCUGUUCGUAAAUCUCAUGUACCCUUCAAACCUACACCUACUGGUAUUUACAAUAUUGCUCACAAUGUGGGUCACAAUGUGGGCAAUAUUGCGCGCGAGAUCACCCGCGAGUUAACCCACCCGCAACAGCGAGGAUCAAGGGCUGUCACAGGAAAAGGAAGGGAGGCUGCGGAUAAAGCAAGGAGGCGCGCAGAACUUGCAAGAUUGCGGGAAACACACACGUUGAAGGGCCACCUUGAAUCAGUGUCAAGGUUGAAAGGGCUUGAUGGAAGCGCAGCAGACAACUUCUACACCUUCAAUCCCUUGUUUAGAGGGCUUCCUCAACCGAGCCAAGAUGCUUCUCAAGCUAAUAAUGCUGGUGCUGAGAGUUCCGAUGCGGGAGGAAGGUCAGAGAAUAGGAGAUACUCGAUCUCCUAGCACAGGAGUUAAGUUUCAUUCCUCUCUGCUUCUAACCCUGUACUUCUCUCUACGAUUUUGGUCCCAACCUAGUCUAUUUGUCUUGAAUGCUACAGAUUUGUCUAUAUCCGCUGUAUCUUGACAAAUGAUGUGUGGCAUCGUAUCCUCCAAAGAACACAUAGAAGUCCAUCAGCCAAGUGUCUCUUAGCUCCUUUUCUUGGGAUUGCAGAUUUUGCCUUAUUUCUAGGUGAAGAGAGAUGCUUGCAUAGGAACAAUAGUAGCUGGAAUGUAUUACUCCAGCCUUCGGUAACAAUGAGGGUUUGGACGUUGGUCAAUUCUUGUACAGCAAGGACAUUGUACACAUAUAUUGAGGUUCUCUUGCCAGAGCAGCUGUGCUUCCUGAGGACAAAUCGAGGAAUCAAGUUGCAUUGAUCUUUGUCAGCAUUUUACCUUUUAAUCGGCUAAUACGAGUUGAACUGGUCUUCUUUAUUCAAGUACGACGGGAAAAACAGAGCAAAUGAGAGUAGUGUUGUUGUAAAGCUCCGCACUAGUAGACGCCCUUGUGCGAAUUAAACCAAUGGCGACAUUCUGGGUAACAAAUAAAGUAUCUCCUGAUUCCAGGAUCCAGUUUGACAUGUUUAUUUAGAUACGCUAACCAGUUUAGCUUAUGGUAUUCCAACUUGUUAACUUGGGUGACAUGUGUUUAGUGCCGUGCUACUGGAGAUCAACAGCAGCAUCACUUCACUUUCUCCCUUUGCCAAGUGUUUUGUCACCCAUACAUUUUUUACCAAAGUCUUCUGUUCUUGGGACUGGUUUCCCGCUUCUCUUUCAUCAUGUUCGUUAUACUGUACUCUCGGGUUAUGCCAUUUAGGCUUGCUCAUACGUUUGAACACAGGCUUGACUUGCAGAGGAGCCAUAAUAACCUGGCUUACUCUACCCAACCUGGUUGGGAUAGUUUCAUUGAUGAGAUCUGUGGAUACCUUGGAGAUUUUGGUGCUUCGGUUAGUCAAGGUUUCGGGUUCAGCGAGAGAGGAAGAAGUUCUAUGUCGAUGCAUUGUUGGUAAUCUGCCCUUCGAUCUGCUACACCUCUAUGCAACCAGAGGUAAGAAGCUCCGGGCUGCUGGCGCGUUUACGCUGUUAACUUUUUAGGGCGACCGGGUCUUUGGGGUUUGGACAGGCUCUCUCAGGCAGAGAUUAAGAUUAAACAUUGCAGAACGAGGAGUCACAACCCACAAAAGCUAAAGUCUGUGUUAGGCAAGCAUAUUAGCUAAAAUUUGCAGAAAUGGUUUUAAAGGGCCACAUGUGUAUGACAAGGCUGCAAGUUGUUAAGUGCACGCUGAGCUGUACCCACC
Marchantia polymorpha subsp. ruderalis is the source of this 5736-nucleotide messenger RNA. Lineage: Eukaryota; Viridiplantae; Streptophyta; Marchantiopsida; Marchantiales; Marchantiaceae. The record is from the annotation of a GenBank genome assembly.